Molecule: messenger RNA, 689 nt
Organism: Mollisia scopiformis
Lineage: Eukaryota; Fungi; Ascomycota; Leotiomycetes; Helotiales; Mollisiaceae
Exons: 5
Coding region: 63-689 (208 amino acids)
Source: RefSeq, a predicted model, not a curated record
CAUACUUCGAGCACCCAACAACAACCCUUCUCAAUUACCUCAAUCAAAACCCAAUCGCAAACAUGAAGUUCACCACUUCCCUCUUGACCCUUGCUGGUCUUGCCUCCCUUGCCAUUGCUUCUGCCAUCCCAGGCACUGCCGAGCUCCCCAGCUGUGGCUACAAGAACUAUCCAACUGGUAUCAUGACCUUCAAGGGUACCAUUGAUGGUCAUCAAGUCCAACUCAAUGGCUCUGCCCAGGAGAUCAACACCCAGAUGACUGCCAAGUUCCCUGGCUUCAACCCCGAUGCCCUCGUCGCCGCCAAGUUUGCUAGCCGUGAUGCUGCUGUCAACUUGUUCGCUCGCAACAAGUCUCCACCGGUCCUCUGCUGGCCCGUUGCUGGUCAAGAUUGGUCCUUCUGCAAUGCCGCCACCAUUCAAGACGGUAUCAACUACCUCGACAACUUCGAUGGUCUCUGCGGUGUCCCUGGUACCACCUGCGUUCGUAUCUCCUGCUCGUACAACGCCGCUAUCUACCUCUGCAACGACAACGCCUAUGGCAUCACCCCCAACUGUGCUUACAUGGCCUCCUAUGCUACCGACAUCAUCAACGACUGCGUUUUCUAUGACGAUCAAGGAAACGCUUAUGUCUGUGGACAGGAGUUCGAUACCGAUGGCUACAACAUCAUCGUCCGUGAGGACUCUUGCUAG